This is a messenger RNA of Eimeria maxima, 2488 nucleotides long. RefSeq names its product Calpain family cysteine protease, related. Gene Ontology annotation, cellular component: cytoplasm. The record is from RefSeq and is a predicted model, not a curated record. The annotation marks the transcript as partial. Gene Ontology annotation, biological process: proteolysis. Gene Ontology annotation, molecular function: calcium-dependent cysteine-type endopeptidase activity. The transcript is spliced from 10 exons. Lineage: Eukaryota; Apicomplexa; Conoidasida; Eucoccidiorida; Eimeriidae.
AUGCUGAACCACGAGCCGCAGCAGCAAAAGCAACAACAAGACCAGCAGCUACAGCUAGAGCAGGAACAAGAUUCUCCAACUUCGGCGUGUGCCUGCAAGGCCCUCCUGCAGGAUCCUGGGACAUGGGGAGAAGAUGAUCUUUACGAAGAUUCUACGUUUCCUCGUGUUCUGUCGGAUGAUUCCUUGCAGCCUUCCGAGAAUGGGGAAAAACCUUCAGAGUUUGUGAAGGGACUGCUGUGGGUGCGGCCUGACGAAAUCGUCCAGCGCAUUCAUAAGCAACAGUCCAAGGCCCAGCGGGCCUCGCGCCCUCAGCAGCAGCAACAACCACAGGAACAGUCGAUGCAACAGGAGCAGGCAGAGAAGACCGCUAUUCUGUUCAGCAACAACAGAAUUGCGUCAACGGUGGCACAGGGCAUUCUGCCUUCGCAUGCAUUCGCUGGUGCUGCCAGUGGCCUAGCGGCGUCGAACCCUCGCGUCAUCAGAGAAGCUCUUGUACAUCCCCAAGAAUGGCGUGCGCGUGGGAUAUUUUGCGCUGCUUUCUUUCGAUCGGGGGAGCGCGAAGUGGUUUCCGUUGACACCCGUCUUCCUUGCCGCCUCGCGCAGCAGCCGAAAGAACAUAAUCGGAGGUCUCGCUGUGCCAGUAGAUCUGGCGGCUCGGAAAACCGCAAGAUUCGAAGCAGUACCAGAAAAGGAACCAUCUGGGCAGGGGCAACUCAACCGGCCAACGAGGGCUCUAUUGGUAAUACUGCGGCUGCAGGUGCGGACGUUAAACAGGAUGCAGCAGCUGGUCAAGAGUCCCCUACUGUGCAUUCAAAUGCAGCAAAGCAAAAGAACAUCCGCAACCAACGAGAACCUGCAGAAACACAAGCAGGUUGCUCUGAACCUGCCAUAGACUUCGCGUUCUCACACUGCCACGCUUUCGAAGAGGUGUGGCUUCCACUUCUGGAAAAGGCGUAUGCAAAGUUCCUCGGGUCGUACGAGGCAGUGGCACAGAGGGCUUUCAACCUUGGGGGCUGUUUUCUAACUUGCGUUGCUCGGGGGGCAGACCUCGAGAAAGACAACAUUUUGCCGGACAGACACUAUACAAUUGUCGACGUUGUCAGAGUGGAGGAGUUGAGGAUGCUGCGCCUUCACAACCCGUGGAAAGUUCCGACAUGGAGAGGGGAAUUUUCGGACUAUCAUCGUUCCUGGACACAGUACCCAGAUCUGAAAGACAAACUCAACUACAAGUUUGGAGACACUCCGGCAGCCUUUUGGAUGAAGUUUGAGACAUUUCUCGAGGUGUUUACUGACAUCUACUUCUGCCACAGCUUACCUCCGCAGCAGCGGGCUCCCCUCCUCCUGCAGCCCCGUGCGCGUCAAUCGCCCCGAACAUCCCCAGCAGAAACUGCUGCUCUUACCAGACAGGCGUAUGCAGAUACUGAAAACCCAGCGUCGAACUGGACGGCGCAAGAACCCAAGCGCGAUGCCACCUUUCCCCGGACAGGGCAAAGUGAAGUAUGGCGUUACGCUGGUGGCGCUGAGGUGUAUGUGACAGUGCAGGGAGACAGUUGGAGGGGGCUGUCUCUUUGUGGGUUGCCUCGAGAGUGGAGCCGCAGCCCUUCAGUCAUUGCUGCAGCAUCCCCCCAACAGACACCCCGCAGCAGCACGAGGAGCACCAAUGCCACAGGCAGCAGCGCAAACUCCUUCAACGCACCAACGGGGCCAUUUUCGGGGGGGCCCUGCAACACGUGGGCACUGCAGCAAGUGGAGACAACUCAAUCAGCUGCCUUCCAAACAGGAACCAAGAACACAGACUGCACAACAGCAGGACGAGCUGCUCCGGUUACUGCCGCUGCUGCGGGGGCUGGGGGAGCAGCAACAGCAGCCGCAACAAUACAAUCCGUACAGCAGUUGAGGAAGAGCACUAUCCGCAGCUGCACAUACUCCGCAGUUAGCCGUUCCUCAGCCUUUGUACGAUACGAACGCCAAGCCGAAGGGUUCGACACGGCAUGGGUGAACGCGCCGAUGUUCUUGGUGUCUGUACCCCCUUCCCCCACUUCUUCUAGUUCUUCUUCAACUCCUUCCUUCUCUUGUUCUUCUCCUGCUGCAGCUGCUGAUGCAGCUGAUAAUGCCGACGAUGCUGAUGACUUACAGCAUCAUCAUAAGAAGAAGGAGGGACACCUGCAGGACAUUGAACGGAAGCAGCAACAGCAACAAGUGGACGUUCUCCUUGCUAUCACUCAAGACUGCAGCCUGGACGUCUCGCCAAUCAGCAUGGCUGUCUUUAGAACGCGGGACUGCCGCCGCAUUUGGUCACAAGCGGAUGCAAAGCUGCUGGGAAUUUCCCAGGCCGUCUCUGAAGGUUAUCGGCCCGCUUGCGAGGAGCCGUGGAAAGGAGGUUGUUGUUCCGAGGCCAAGUGUAUGCACGGCGUGUUGCUGUACGUGGAGCGGCUGCCACCACCACAACACUAUGAAUUUUCGGGUGUAUGGACACGCGAUACAGCCG